This is a messenger RNA of Prosopis cineraria, 753 nucleotides long. Its product is annotated as protein SIEVE ELEMENT OCCLUSION B-like. The record is from RefSeq and is a predicted model, not a curated record. Gene Ontology annotation, biological process: phloem development. The transcript is spliced from 3 exons. Lineage: Eukaryota; Viridiplantae; Streptophyta; Magnoliopsida; Fabales; Fabaceae. Bases 1 to 753 code for a protein of 250 amino acids.
AUGGCGUGGUACGUGCUGCAAGAUCUGUUUGAGAUAAAAGGUCAAAAGCUGAUAGAAACUGAGUGGCAUUGCAUGGGAAAGCCUAUGGUGAUAGUGGUCAACCCAAGAGGUGAAGUAAUCCACAUGAAUGCACUAUACAUGAUAUCCACAUGGAAGAUUGAAGCUUUUCCAUUUGAAAUUGAGAAAGAAGACAAGCUUUUCCAGAACUGGAAGUGGUUUUGGAACCCUAUAACCACAGCUUCCAAGCAGCUGGUUGACGGGAACAACAGUUACAUCAUCAUCUAUGGAGGGACAGACGCUAUUAUGAUCCAAAAGUUUGAUUCACUGAUAAAUGACAUAAAAAAAGCUUCCAUUGUUGUUAAAGAUUUCAACCCGCAAAAGGCUGGUGAGAAUGAAAUAUCAAAGUUUUGGAAGAGCAUCAGCCUCUUGUUCGUGAGCAGAGUUCAGAAGGAGAACUACGACAAUGACAGCUAUUACACUGUGAUGAUUGACGCCCUAGCAAAAUUCAAAGAGUGGAAAGUGAGUGGCCAGAAACAUGAGUUUGCAGAUUACUACAAAACUAAUAAAGUGGAAUCAGCGGUUUCUCCUUGCUAUGAGAUUGAGCUGAGCAAUGUUAACUCAAGGAUUCCAAUUUCCAUGGCUUGCUCUGAGCUAUCUUGUCAUCUGAAUAUGGUGAUUGAUGUUGUCAAGUACAAGUGCUGCCAUACUACUAGUCACGAUCACCAUGAUCAAGCAAAUGUGCACCAUGCAUGA